AUGCCUCCGGUGGUCUGUCAGAUCCACCGCCUCCAGCAACCUAUGGAACCCGCCACCGUCGCCACGCCGUGCGGCGACGCGUCGUGUGGAAGGUUCUGGGUGCAGGGCCCGCCAGCCCAGCUAGGCCUGCCCGGCCUGUCCGUGGUGACCAGCUCCGCCGCGCACUGGCUGCGCCGCCUCGUCUGGGUGCUGGUGUUGGUCGCGGCACUGACCGCGCUCAUCGUACAGCUGGUGGGCACCACAGAGCGGCUGCGGGGUCGUUCAGUCGUGGUCAGUUCGAGGGAGACUAUGCAACUGCGCGUGCCGUUUCCAGCCGUCACGAUGUGUGCCGGUCACCCCUUCAAGGAGGGGGCGGUGCUGAGCUUGACGCGGAGCGGCACGACGCUGUCGCAGUGGCGGGCGCUGCCGCCCGCGCUGCGCUUCGAGCUGCUGCGUUGGCAGGAAAUCAGCUUGGACGAGUUCUUCCAGCGCGCCACCUACGCGUGGAGCGAGCUCGUCUCCAACUGCACCUUUAACCGCCUGCCGUGCGAAGACGUGAGCACGGUGAGGUCGGUGGUGUCCAGCCAAUACGGCAGGUGUCACACGCUGACCCUGCACGUGCCGACCAACGGCACGUGGUCGACACCGCAGCUGAAGCUAGACCUGGCCCUCUCCGAGCCGAGCGAAGUACGUGACAACGUCGGCUGGUACGUGAUGCUGCACCCGCACAACCUGCCCUUUAGCGACAUCACGCCAUUCACGGGGCAGGUAAGCCAAGUGACCGUGCCGGUCAACACUGAGUCGCGCGUGCGCCUGCAGCAGCGCACCAACCGCUACAUCUCCAAUAACAGAGACGGAGCCUGCUCGCGCCACAUGACGGCGAAGAAGUUUGCCUCCUGCUUGGCCGACUGCCUGCAGGGUAACUCGAGCUUGCACGGCGUGUGUGACGAAGGUCAGGGGAGCGGCUGCGUGUCGCCCUGCAGCCUGCCCUGGCAGAAGCAGCGCCGACCUGACCGCGGCCCCUGUCGCUCCUUCGCCGACAUGCAGGCGGCGUUGAGCUUCGAGCGCAACUUGCGCGCUCUGCACGAGGAGGAGGUGUACAACGCGUUCUUCCACUGCGAGUGCGCCUCUCCCUGUGAGGCCACCUUCUACCCGGUGGAGACGCCCGACCGCCUGGUGUGGCGCCCGCCAGAUGAAGAAGAAGAAGGGCGGGUUCUGGGCGACCGAAGUGGGCGCCCAAAACAUAGGCGCCCAGAACUUGGUGCUGCGCCCAAGAAACAUGGGCGCAUGGCACGGGUUCUGCUCUGGAUCUCGACGGGCGUCCUGCUGCAAACUGAGUCCUGGAGCUUCUCGUUUCCCCAGUUCGUGGCGGAGGCGGGCGGCAACCUGGGCAUCAUGCUGGGGGCCUCGCUGCUCUCCCUGGUCGAGAUCGCUGACUUAGUGGUGUUCUGGGUGGCGAGGCAAGUUUCACCAUCUGCAGAUCGUCAUAAGGUGGCGCCUCUGAUGGCGAAGCGGCGGUUGCGUGUUGGUACGUUCUGA
Pollicipes pollicipes is the source of this 1518-nucleotide messenger RNA. RefSeq lists its product as uncharacterized. Gene Ontology annotation, cellular component: plasma membrane. Gene Ontology annotation, molecular function: ligand-gated sodium channel activity. The transcript has a single exon. NCBI's taxonomy places the organism in Eukaryota, Metazoa, Arthropoda, Thecostraca, Pollicipedomorpha, Pollicipedidae. Gene Ontology annotation, biological process: sodium ion transmembrane transport. The coding region runs from base 1 to 1518 and encodes 505 amino acids. The record is from RefSeq and is a predicted model, not a curated record.